AUGGACAUCGACGACGGACUCUCCGCCCAGUACCCCCUCCAGCCCACAAACGCCCUCGCUGGCCCCUCCACCGUCUCCGACGUCCUCCCGCCCCCAGCCCUCCCCCAGCCCCCACCCUACUUCACCAGCACACAGGACCUCGUCGCACGCUUCAAGCUCGCACCCGCCUACGACAAGUAUGUCCGCCCGUACGUCACCCCGGUCUCCACCGGCGGCCCACCGACCCCGCCGGGCGCCACAGACAAGGGUAAGGGCAAGGAGAAGGAGCACCCGCCCCGCGAGCCCCCCGACCUCUCCGCGACGCCCGCGGCCCACGACGGCGACGAAGAGGAUAGCAAGGGAGAAAAGAAGUGGAAGAAUAACUACAAGCAUCUCAUUAAGGGUAUACCUGGCAAACACUCCAUGAAGAAAGACGACUAUUUGACGACGAUGAUAUCGGUUCCGCCCAAGCAGAAGAUGGCCAUAACGCCGUUCGACUUGAAAACGCAGCGGGAGGCGUUUUCCGUCAGUCUUGAAGGACUCAAGGGUUGGAAUAUCAACGCCUUGGUGGCAGAGUCACCUCAAGCGCGGGAGGACAGGAAGAAGCGGAAGGAGAUGAAGAAGCGUGCAAAGGCGGGCAUCUUGCCCGCCACACUUGUCGGCACAAGCACACCGUCCGGAUUUCCCGCGACUCCAGCGCCCACGGCGGCCCCGACACCAGGCACUGCAGGGGGCCCUGCUCGUACAGCGACACCAAGGCCUCGACAACCGUCAGGGCCUCAUACAAGUACCGGCCAGGCCCGAGGGCGGACACCCGUAGGCAUCGGGACGCCACAGUCGAUGUCUACCCCCGUGUCGGGGCCUGGACCGGCCGCCUACGCUUCUCCACCCGCAGUUGCGCCACCGCCUGUGGUGGCCCAUACGCCGGCUACGAUGCAACGUCCACAGUCCGGCAUGGUGCAGGAACUAGCGGUGCCGAAGCGCGGCGUGAAGCGCGAGCGUGAGCAAACGGCGGACGGUGUGUCCGUGAACGGCACCGUCCCUACCCAGGGUGCCCCCGGGAGCACAGCGAAGCCGCUCGUGGUUGUCGGCGCCAAGGCCGGCAGCGCUGGGGUACGCCCGCGGCCUGUCAAAAAGCAGCGCAUGGACUCCGCGGGUCAGGCGCGCGAGAUGCCUGUGCAGCAGCCCACACCGCAUGCCUAG
Molecule: messenger RNA, 1182 nt
Organism: Sparassis crispa
Lineage: Eukaryota; Fungi; Basidiomycota; Agaricomycetes; Polyporales; Sparassidaceae
Exons: 6
Coding region: 1-1182 (393 amino acids)
Biological process (GO): regulation of transcription by RNA polymerase II
Cellular component (GO): core mediator complex; mediator complex
Molecular function (GO): transcription coregulator activity
Source: RefSeq, a predicted model, not a curated record